AUGACUGAAAGAUUAGAUGAAGCACUAGUGCGUAUAUUUUACUGUGUGCAACAACAUUAUUUCAAAGAAGAAAUUGAGCUGCUAUUGAAGAAUAGAGAAUUGCCAGCAAACAGUAAAUAUAAAAAUAUGAGCAUUUUUGUAGAAGAUACUUAUGGUGUUCCGCUACUACGUGUUGGUGGGAGAUUAGCGAAGGCUGCAUUACCAUAUGAUGCUAAACAUCAAAUUUUGUUACCGAAUAACUCAGAAAUAGUUUGCAGUUUUGUACGAUUUCUUCAUUUCAAAUAUUUGCAUGCUGGUACGCAAGCGCUUAUGGCUAUAGUUAGGCAGCGAUUUUGGAUAUUUCAUGCUAGAGGAGUAAUACGCAAAAUUACUGGUAGUUGUCUACAAUGCUUUAGAUGCCAUCCAAAAUUGAGUAAUCAGAUUAUAGGCGAUUUACCCUCUUCUAGAGUCACCGUAGCGAGGCCAUUCACUGUGACUGGAGUGGACUUUUGCGGCCCUAUUACAACAACGUAUCUACUUCGUGGGUACAGAACAACAAAAAGCUAUAUUGCUGUUUUUAUUUGUUUUGCCACAAAAGCUGUGCAUAUGGAGGUGGUCUCUGAUUUGACUGCAAAGGCUUUCCUGGCUUCAUUAAAAAGAUUUGUAGCACGACGCGGCUUAUACUUAAAAUUAUUUUGCGACAAUGCCACUAAUUUUGUGGGUACUCGUAAAGAGCUCGAGGAAAUGAAAUGCAAGUUUUUUGAUCAACAAGUACAGGGCAAGAUUUCAAAAUAUUGUACUGCCAAUAGUAUUGAAUUUCAUCAUAUACCACCCAGAUCCCCCCACUUUGGUGGACUAUGA
Molecule: messenger RNA, 840 nt
Organism: Teleopsis dalmanni
Lineage: Eukaryota; Metazoa; Arthropoda; Insecta; Diptera; Diopsidae
Exons: 1
Coding region: 1-840 (279 amino acids)
Biological process (GO): DNA integration
Molecular function (GO): nucleic acid binding
Source: RefSeq, a predicted model, not a curated record